This is a messenger RNA of Doryrhamphus excisus (bluestripe pipefish), 2117 nucleotides long. RefSeq names its product arachidonate 12-lipoxygenase, 12R-type-like. Gene Ontology annotation, molecular function: protein binding; oxidoreductase activity, acting on single donors with incorporation of molecular oxygen, incorporation of two atoms of oxygen; iron ion binding. NCBI's taxonomy places the organism in Eukaryota, Metazoa, Chordata, Actinopteri, Syngnathiformes, Syngnathidae. The record is from RefSeq and is a predicted model, not a curated record. Gene Ontology annotation, biological process: lipid oxidation.
GGGCUGCCAAAGUGGGUUGGACCUGCUUUUUCACUUAAAAGGCAUCUUCUCUCUUACCAUCUGUUUAUUUUUUUGCUGGAGCAAUCGUGUUGGCGAGAUGGCCGAGUACACGCUGUCGGUGACAACAGGCACCAUGCUGCAUGCCGGUACCUUCGAUAACCUCUUUGUUACUCUGGUGGGCACCGAGGGCCAGUCUGGGCGCACACAGCUAACCGGUGCCGGCUUGGGUAAUGACACUGGGAAGGUGGGGACAUUCUCAGUGACGACGGCUUUUACUUUAGGAUGCCUCCUCCUACUCAAAGUGGAGAAAGAUCCAUUCCACGAGUUCAAAGACCAGGAUUGGUUUUGUGCCACUAUCUUAGUGAGGACGCCUGAGAAGGAUGAUGUUUUCUUCCCCUGCUACAAAUGGCUGUCCAGGGGAGAACUUGUGAUGCUGAGAGGAGGCAGAGCUACAAAGGUGUUUGAAGACAUGCACCCACGACUCAAGAAGCACCGAAAAGAGGAAUUGGUCCAACAGAAACUAACAUACAAAUGGGAUGAGUAUGCUGAAGGAAUGCCCUACGUCUUCAGCAUUAAAGAUGUAAACCGGAUUCCAGCAGAAGCCAGAUACUCUUUCUCAAAGGCUGCUGAGUUUGGAUACCGACAAAACUAUGUGAAGGAAGAGCUCUCGGAAAAAGGCAUUCGGUAUUCAACAGAGCACUGGGAAAGCUUCGAGGCCAUGAUGAAGGUGUCCUGGUUCCCAAGGUCGCCCCUCUCAGAAAUGGUGCCAGAGCUGUGGAGGAACGAUGACUUUUUUGCAUACCAGUUUCUUAACGGAGUCAACGUGUACGUGAUCAGACGCUGCUCCGAGCUGCCCUCCAACUUCCCGGUCACGGAGGACAUGGUGUCACCGUUUUUGGACAAUGGAACCACUUUGACUAAAGAGAUGGAGAGGGGAAAUAUCUUCAUUGUGGACUACAAAAUCAUGGAGGGUUUGCCAACGACCAUAAUGGAUGGUAAACGUGUUCCUCUGACGGCUGCACUGUGCCUGCUUUACAUGACUCCUGAGAAGAAACUAAUUCCCAUUGCCAUUCAGCUCGGCCAGACGCCCUCAAAGGACAAUCCUAUCUUCCUUCCCAGUGAUUCUGAGGUGGACUGGCUUCUGGCGAAGCUGUACGUGAGACACGCUGACACCAUCAGCAGCCAGCUGGUCAGCCAUUUGCACAACACUCAUUUAAUAGCGGAGGUUUUCGCCAUGGCGACCCUUCGCAACUUGCCCACGAUUCACCCCCUGUACAAGCUGCUGAUACCCCACCAUCGAAAUACCCUUUAUGCUAACACAAUCGCCCGUGCUAGUCUUUACGGUCCUGGGAGAGCUCUUGAUAAUAGUGCUCUUUCCGCAGAAGGACAAGUGCAGCUAAUGAGAAGGGCACUGGCCCAGCUGACCUACCAUUCACUAUGCCCUCACAAAGACAUUGCUGCCAGAGGCCUGGAGGCUGUUCCUAAUUUUUAUUACAGAGAUGACGCUCUCAGGCUGUGGAACAUCAUUCACAGCUUUGUCAAGGCAGUAGUGUCGUAUUAUUACCCAUCGGACAGCGAGGUGUUGGCAGAUUCUGAACUCCAGGAAUGGGUGGAGGAGAUCUUCAACUAUGGAUUUCUGGGGAACAUUUCUUCAGGUUUCCCUUCAAGCUUUCAAACGGUGGAAGAGCUUAUAAAGUACGUCACUAUGGUGAUCUUCACGGCAUCGGCUCGCCAUGCUUCAGUCAACAUGGGCCAGCUGAAUUAUCUAGUGUGGAUCCCUAAUGCUCCACUGUUGCUGCAUCGGCCUCCUCCAAGCGUAAAGGGAAACGCUACCAUGGACGACUUGCUGUUGACUCUGCCCAACAAAUCCAUCGGAACCCUGUCAAUGUCUCUUGCAUGGUUCCUGGGCAAGAAGUAUGAUGACUUUGUUCCUCUAGGCCAGUAUCCUCAACAUUUUAGUGAGCCUGCCACUUUAAAGAUGAUUGAGGAUUUUCAAGCAGAGCUGUCCACCCUCAGCAACGCCAUCAUACAAAGGAACAAAGAUCUUGAUCUGCCCUAUUUGUAUUUGAACCCUAAGGAAGUAGAAAACAGUGUGACGAUAUAAAUAAAGUUAAAUA